CGACACAAUCCGUUCUGUGAUAACAGAGUUUGGACUUCUCUCUGCAUUUGGUCUAUUUUGAUCACCAGCGAAAAGAAAAAUAAGACACAAAGCUCCCUCCUCUGUCCAUCACGGAAAAGAUUCAAUCAUUUCCAAAAUGGCGCUGAUGAAUUUGCCAGUGGUUGGCCCAGUCUCCGUGGGUGAGAGCCUGGUUGCCAUGGUGACUAUAUGCUUGGUGUACCUCCUGCUGCAGCAGCUCCUCCACACAAAGAUACCAGAGGGGCUGAAGCGGCUCCCGGGGCCAAAGCCGUUCCCCAUCAUCGGAAACGUGCUGGAUGUGAGCAGCAACCCUCACCUCAGCCUGACGGCCAUGAGCCAGCGCUACGGCCCUGUCUUCCAGAUCCAGAUCGGCACGCGCCCCGUGGUGGUGCUGAGUGGAAGCCAGACCGUGAAACAGGCCCUGGUCAAGCAAGGGGAGGAAUUCUCCGGCCGGCCGGACCUGUACAGCUUCCGAUUCAUCAAUGACGGCAAGAGUCUGACCUUCAGCACCGACCAGGCCGGGGUGUGGCGGGCCCGUCGGAAACUAGCGCUGAGCGCCCUGCGCUCCUUCUCCACCAUCCAGGGCAGCAGCUCCGAGUACUCCUGUGUGCUGGAAGAGCACAUCUCCAACGAGGGCGAGUACCUGGUGAAGCGGCUCAGCACCGUCAUGGAAGCCGGCGGGAGCUUCGAUCCUUUCCGUCACAUCGUGGUUUCGGUCGCCAAUGUCAUCUGUGGCAUGUGCUUUGGCCGGCGUUACAGCCACGAUGACCAAGAGCUGCUGAGCAUAGUGAACAUGAGCCAUGAAUUCAAUCAAGUUGCGGGCACUGCCAAUCCUGCGGACUUCAUCACCUUCUUGCAAUAUCUGCCCAGUCGCACCAUGAAAGCGUUUGUGGAUAUCAAUGGCCGUUUCACUCGAUUUGUGCAGAAGCUCGUCAGGGAGCAUUACAUCUCAUAUGAUAAGAACAAUAUUUGUGAUAUCACUCACUCCCUCAUUGAUCACUGCGAGGACAGGAAACUGGAUGAAAACUCCAACACCCAGGUCUCCGAUGAGAAAAUUGUUGGAAUUGUCAAUGACCUUUUUGGAGCCGGAUUUGAUACUGUCAGCACUUUUUUGUCAUGGGCGGUCAUGUACUUAGUCGCCUACCCUGAGAUUCAAGAGAAACUCUAUCAAGAACUGAGAGAAAAUGUGGGGAUGGAUCGCAGACCCCGUCUUUCUGACAGAUCUAAUCUACCUUUCCUGGAGGCUUUCAUAAUGGAGAUCUUCCGCCACUCCUCCUUCGUGCCAUUCACCAUCCCCCACUGCACCACUAAAGAUACGUCGCUAAAUGGAUUCUUCAUCCCAAAAGACACCUGUGUCUUUGUUAACCAGUGGCAGAUCAACCAUGACCCUACAGUGUGGAAGGAGCCCUUUACUUUCAGCAUAGAGCGUUUCCUGAAUGCUGACGGCACAGAACUCGACAAACUGGAGGCAGAGAAAGUGGUAACGUUUGGCCUGGGCAAGAGGCGUUGCAUCGGCGAGGCCAUCGCGCGGUCCCAAGUCUUCCUCUUCCUGGCCAUCCUGCUGCAGAGGCUGCGUUUCCAUGAGCUGCCCAGGCACCCGUUGGACAUGACCCCUGAGUACGGACUCACCAUGAAGCACAAGCGCUGUCAGAUGUGCUCCAGUCCGAGGUCGUGAACGUACCAGUGAGAGCCUGGGGAUGGCUCGCCCGGCGCUUGCCCUGCAUCAUUUACAUGCGUUGACCCUAAAAAUGAGGGGACAUAAGUCCAUUACACAAUGGGGGGGUCUCACAGAGAAUCUAUAUUGUUGGGAGCCAAGAGCAUAAUUUUCUAUGUCCCUCAUGUUCUUUCAAGUUGAUGAAGUUGCCAUUUUUUAGGGCAGAUACUUAAGAGAUAUUGAACAUGUUGACAACCCUCAGGAAAAAUGAGUGUGAAAUGUUAUCCGCAGAAAUAUUAUAUAUUUGCUGUCAGUCAUAUACCCUCAAAUUAUAUUCUGAUUAUAAGAUUCCAAAACAUACAUUCCUUUGCAACUCCAACGGAUGGAAAAGUCUGUGUUUUAAUAGCAGGUUUGAAAUUAGAUUUAUUUGUAAGCUAAGUCGUUACACUUGUAUCUUUCUAUGGUGCUCAUUUCAUUAGCAAACAGAUGAAAAUGACCCAAAGGUGGCCUGUUUGUGUAGAACUAAAUUACCGGUUCAACUGCAAAACCAGAAGAAAGUAACCACCAAGUGAGUGAUACCAAUAGCGCACGUUUGACAAAGAUGUCUUCUAGUGGAACAAAGAGUAGCUGCUAUUUAGAUAGACCUCAGUACUUUUGAAUUUCACAAAGCAAUAAUUACUGCUACCAUCAGUGUAUUAAUAAAUUGCAUUACAUUAUAGGCAUUUGGCAGACGCUCUUAUCCAGAGCAAUGUACAACAAAGUGCAUACCCAUAACCAUUACAUUACAUUACAUUAUUGGCAUUUGGCAGACGCUCUUAUCCAGAGCGACGUACAGUUGAUUAGACUAAGCAGGAGACAAUCCUCCCCUGGGGCAAUGCAGGGUUAAGGGCCUUGCUCAAGGGCCCAACGGCUGUGCGGAUCUUAUAGUGGCUACAUUGGGGAUCGAACCCCUGACCUUGCGUGUCCCAGUCAUUUACCUUAACCACUACGCGACAGGCCGCCCUAACCUAGAAAGACCCUAGAGGGAAGUACAGUUUCAAGUGUUAAGAAUACAACAAUAAGAACUUGGUUCUUGUAGAUUAAUCUGACAAUGGACCUAUAAAAUCGUUCUUAUACAACACAAAGCAAAUUAAUGAUGUACAAUGAAAUAAUCAGGCCCCUUACAUUAUCAUGCACUUUUCAUGUAAGAAUGUAUUAUCAUUUUAUAAAUUUGUGUCUUUCCAUCUGCUGAGUGAAUGUGUUCGAUGGGGACUAUACGCACAUACGCUAUUUUUAUAUUUUAGGUAGCUUUUAUCCCAAAAUGUGAUAUAUUUUUUUAAUGUUAUGAAUUGUUGGUGAAGAACAACUUGUACAUGUAUGUGCCUACACAAACUGCUAUAUGAAAAAAAGUCUUUUUAAAAUAGCAGUGAUGAAGGAUGUUUUAUUCCAUAUGUGUAUAAGCAAAUACACACAUGCAAGCUAUUUUGUAAUAAAAAUAUAUUGAUACAU
This is a messenger RNA of Conger conger (European conger), 3160 nucleotides long. Its product is annotated as cytochrome P450 1A1-like. Gene Ontology annotation, molecular function: iron ion binding; oxidoreductase activity, acting on paired donors, with incorporation or reduction of molecular oxygen, reduced flavin or flavoprotein as one donor, and incorporation of one atom of oxygen; steroid 17-alpha-monooxygenase activity. The coding region runs from base 137 to 1693 and encodes 518 amino acids. The record is from RefSeq and is a predicted model, not a curated record. Gene Ontology annotation, biological process: hormone biosynthetic process; progesterone metabolic process. The transcript is spliced from 7 exons. NCBI's taxonomy places the organism in Eukaryota, Metazoa, Chordata, Actinopteri, Anguilliformes, Congridae.